AUGAUCGACGUCAGCAAGAGGAUUACCUUUCAUAUUUUCUCCCACCACGUCUCUCGCCAUUCCCUACAAUUUUCCGCUCCUCUUUACUCAGUGGAUAAAACCGACGUUAUCUCCUUGGGAGGGCAUUCCAGUGUCUUUUGGCAGACACUGGAAUGCCCUUCUCACCUCUUUAGAUCGCUUUACCUGUUUUGUAUACAUUUGUUGGGCUUUUCUUUACCUUCUUAUCUUACCGUGGCUUUUGUAACCUUUUUCUCUUUACUUUCUCUUUCUUUCUUUCUUUCUUUCUUUCUUUCUUUCUUUCUUUCUUUCUUUCGUUCUUUCACGCUUUCUUUUUUCUUUGUAUUCCACACUCUUCUCUAUUCCCGUUCUUUCUAUUUCCUUUUUUCUUUCUUUAUUUUCUUCUCUGUUUUCACCCUCUCUGUUUUACCGCAGCGAAUUUCCAUUUUUAUCAAACAUUUUGACGUUCUUUCAUUUUCUUUCUUAUAUACUCUUCAUUUUCUUUCCAUUCUCUUUUCCUUUUUUUUCUUUUUUCUCUUUUCUCCUCUAUUUCUUUUUUCUCUUAACAUGUCGCUCGAAGUUUUCUUUCUAUUUCCUUUUCCUUCUCUUUCCCUCUUUUUUCUUUCUCUUCUCUUUUUAUUUCUUUUUUCUUUUAUACUCUCCGUUUUCUUUCUAUAUUCUUUUUCUUCUUUUUCCUUUGUUCUCUUCUCUUUUCCAUUCCAUUUUUCUUUUAUUCUCUCGGUUUUCUUUCUAUUAUCUUUUAUUUCUCUUUCCCUCUUUUUUCUUUUUGUUCUCUUUUCCAUUCCAUUUUUUUCUUUUACCCUCUCAGUUUUCUUUCUAUAUACUUUUCCUUCGCUUUCCCUAUUUUUUCUUCAUUCUCUUUUCUAUUCCUUUUUUCUUUUAAUCUCUCGGUUUUCUUUCUAUUUUCUUUUCCUUCACUUUCCCUUUUUCUCUUCUCCUUCUCAUUUAUUUUUUUCAUUUAAGUUCGAAGUUUUCUUUCUAUUUUCUUUUCUUUCUCUUUUUCCUUUUUUUCAUUUUUUCUUUCUAUUAUCAUUUCCUUUUCUUUCUUUUUUUUCUUUCUCUUCUAUUUUCCAUUCUUUCUUUUUUUCUUUUAUCCUCUUGGUGUAUCUAUUUUCUUUUCCUUCUCUUUUCCUUUUUUUCUCUUCUCUUUUCCAUUUCUUUUCUUCCUUUAAUUUCGAAGUUUUUCCCUCUUUUUUCCUUUCUUUCUUUCUUCUCCUAUGUUUCCUUUUACCUUUUUUUAUUCACUCGGAAUUCUUUCUUUUGUUUAUCUUUUCCUUUUUUCUUCUCUCUUUUCUUUUUCAUAUCUUUUUUUAUACUCAUUUUCGAUCUUUCUCUAUUUACUUUAGCUUCUCUUUCCUCUUUUUUUCUUUCUCGAAUCAUUUUUUUUUUUUUUCAUUUUAUGGGUUAAUUUUAUCUUACCCUUUCCUUCAUUUUUCUUUUCAUUUCUCUUUUCCUUCCUUACCUCACAUUCAUUUUUCUUAUAAUUUCUUUUAUUCUUUUUAUCACCUUUCUCUUCUGUCUUUCUUUUUUCUAUCCAUACUUUUCAAAAACUUUUCCUUCCAUUUUCCACGGUACUACGUAUCAUUAUUUUCAUCGUCCUUUAUUUUUUCUCAUCUAUCUUAUUUCUUUUCUUUAGUUUCGAUCUUAUUUUCAUUUCCUUCACUUUUUCUUAUUUUUUUCUACUUGUUACUUUGUCUUUCUUUUUUUUUUUUUUGUUACGUUUUAUCUUUUUUCUUUAUUUCCUUUCUUUCUUUCGUUUUUUACAUUGUCCCAUUCUCAAUAAAUGCUGUCUUUCUUGCGUUCAUUCGUCACUUUUUGUUCACAUUUAUUUUUCAUCCUCAAAUUCUAUUUUUGAAAUUUUUCCGAACGACCAGAGACUUUUUCUUUCGAAAAGCCACAAAUAGCGCGGAGACGUACACUGCGAACAGGCUCUGCCCGCCGUCCGCGGCUCAACUCCGCCUGGUCCGCGGCUGA
This is a messenger RNA of Acanthosepion pharaonis, 1992 nucleotides long. The record is from the annotation of a GenBank genome assembly. Lineage: Eukaryota; Metazoa; Mollusca; Cephalopoda; Sepiida; Sepiidae.